Aptenodytes forsteri (emperor penguin) is the source of this 3426-nucleotide messenger RNA. RefSeq names its product SLIT-ROBO Rho GTPase activating protein 3 (gene SRGAP3). Gene Ontology annotation, biological process: negative regulation of cell migration; signal transduction. The record is from RefSeq and is a predicted model, not a curated record. Gene Ontology annotation, cellular component: cytoplasm. The transcript has 23 exons. The coding region runs from base 1 to 3426 and encodes 1141 amino acids. Gene Ontology annotation, molecular function: protein binding. NCBI's taxonomy places the organism in Eukaryota, Metazoa, Chordata, Aves, Sphenisciformes, Spheniscidae.
AUGAAUGCUGCCACCUCGCCAGCUGAAGCGGCCGCCGUCAUGUGUGUGGGUCAGAAGGAGAAGAAGUGGGAGCACGUGAAGAACAUCGAGAAGCUGCCCUCGUCUUCCUUUGCUCCCUACGUAAAACGAGGGGCUGCUCUGUCUCGUACGAGGAGGAUCUCCCCAGGUGAAGUUGGGCUGAGCGUCUCCGAAAUCCGAACUCAGCUGGUCGAGCAGUUCAAAUGUCUGGAGCAGCAGUCGGAGUCGCGUCUGCAACUGCUGCAGGACCUGCAGGAGUUCUUCCGCAGGAAGGCUGAGAUCGAGCUGGAGUACUCCAGGAGCCUGGAGAAACUGGCUGAACGAUUCUCCUCCAAGAUACGCAGCUCCAGAGAGCACCAGUUCAAGAAAGAUCAGCACCUACUUUCCCCUGUGAACUGCUGGUACCUGGUUCUGACGCAGACCCGGCGAGAGAGCAGAGAUCACGCCACCCUGAAUGACAUCUUCAUGAACAAUGUCAUCGUCCGGCUGUCGCAGAUUAGUGAGGAUGUCAUCAGGCUCUUUAAAAAGAGUAAGGAGAUUGGCUUACAGAUGCAUGAAGAACUCCUGAAAGUCACCAACGAGCUUUACACGGUGAUGAAGACCUACCACAUGUAUCAUGCAGAAAGCAUCAGCGCUGAGAGCAAGCUGAAGGAGGCGGAGAAGCAGGAGGAAAAGCAGUUCAACAAGUCAGGGGACAUCAGCGUGAACCUGCUGCGGCACGAGGACAGGCCUCAGCGGCGGAGCUCCGUCAAGAAGAUUGAGAAGAUGAAGGAGAAGAGACAAGCCAAAUAUUCUGAAAACAAGCUGAAGUGUACUAAAGCCCGGAACGACUACCUGCUGAACCUGGCAGCCACCAACGCAGCUGUCAGUAAAUACUACAUCCACGACGUCUCUGACCUCAUUGAUUGCUGUGAUCUGGGAUUCCACGCCAGCCUUGCUCGGACAUUCAGGACAUACCUGUCUGCCGAGUACAACCUGGAAACCUCCCGCCACGAGGGCCUGGACAUCAUCGAGAACGCCGUGGACAACCUGGAUGCACGGAGCGACAAGCACACCAUCAUGGACAUGUGCAACCAGGUCUUCUGCCCUCCGCUGAAGUUUGAAUUCCAGCCUCACAUGGGGGAUGAGGUGUGUCAGGUCAGCGCCCAGCAGCCUGUGCAGACCGAGUUGCUGAUGCGGUACCACCAGCUGCAGUCGCGACUAGCCACCCUCAAGAUAGAGAAUGAAGAGGUACGAAAAACUCUGGAUGCCACAAUGCAGACUUUGCAGGACAUGCUGACGGUGGAAGAUUUUGAUGUUUCAGACGCCUUCCAGCAUAGUCGCUCCACUGAGUCGGUCAAAUCAGCUGCAUCAGAGACCUACAUGAGUAAAAUAAACAUCGCCAAGAGGAGAGCCAACCAGCAGGAAACCGAAAUGUUCUAUUUUACAAAAUUUAAAGAGUAUUUGAAUGGCAGUAACCUUAUCACGAAGCUCCAGGCUAAACACGACUUGCUGAAGCAGACUCUUGGAGAAGGUGAAAGAGCCGAAUGCGGAACAACCAGGCCCCCAUGUCUUCCCCCUAAGCCACAGAAAAUGAGGAGACCUAGGCCUCUCUCAGUCUAUAAUCAUAAACUCUUUAACGGCAAUAUGGAAACGUUCAUUAAGGAUUCAGGACAGGCUAUUCCACUUGUAGUAGAAAGCUGCAUUCGUUACAUCAAUUUGUACGGCCUUCAGCAGCAGGGCAUUUUCAGAGUUCCUGGCUCCCAGGUGGAAGUCAACGACAUCAAGAAUUCGUUUGAGAGAGGUGAAGAUCCCCUUGCUGAUGAUCAAAAUGAACGUGACAUUAAUUCAGUGGCUGGAGUCUUGAAGCUGUAUUUCCGAGGACUGGAAAACCCCCUCUUUCCUAAGGAAAGGUUUCAAGAUUUGAUAUCUACUAUAAAAAUCGAGAAUCCCACCGAGAGAGUGCACCAGAUCCAGCAAAUCAUCGUCACUCUGCCCCGGGCUGUCAUCGUUGUCAUGAGAUAUCUUUUUGCUUUCCUUAAUCACUUGUCGCAGUACAGCGAUGAGAACAUGAUGGAUCCCUACAACCUGGCCAUCUGCUUUGGGCCCACUCUGAUGCACAUUCCAGAUGGGCAGGAUCCGGUGUCCUGCCAAGCCCAUGUCAAUGAGGUCAUCAAAACCAUCAUCAUUAACCACGAGGGCAUCUUCCCCAGCCACAGGGAGCUGGAAGGACCUGUCUACGAGAAGUGCAUGACUGGAGGGGAGGAGUACUGUGACAGCCCGCACAGCGAGCCAGGCACCAUUGAUGAGGUUGACCAUGACAACGGCACGGAGCCACACACCAGUGAUGACGAAGUGGAGCAGAUUGAAGCUAUAGCAAAGUUUGACUACACUGGACGAUCUCCACGAGAGCUCUCCUUUAAGAAAGGGGCCUCACUCCUCCUGUACCAUCGGGCAUCAGAAGACUGGUGGGAAGGGAGACAUAAUGGUGUGGAUGGCCUCAUACCCCACCAGUACAUUGUGGUGCAAGACAUGGAUGAUGCGUUCUCCGACAGCCUGAGCCAGAAGGCAGACAGCGAGGCAAGCAGCGGACCGCUGCUGGAUGAUAAAGCCUCCUCCAAGAACGACAUCCAGUCUCCGACGGAUCAUAUUGUGGACUAUGGCUUUGGGGGAGUAAUGGGCCGAGUGAGAUUGAGGUCUGACGGUGCAGCUAUCCCUCGCCGUCGAAGCGGGGGGGACACCCACAGCCCGCCCCGAGGGAUGGGUCCUGGCAUAGACACUCCUCCUCGAGCAGCGGCCUGCCCUAGCAGCCCCCACAAAAUACCUCUUAACAGGGGCAGGAUUGAGAGUCCUGAAAAGCGCAGAAUGGCGACAUUCGGCAGUGCAGGCAGCAUCAAUUUCCCAGACAGGAAGGCCUUGUCUGAUGGCCACCCGCUGAGAUCGACCUGUGGAUCGACUAGACACAGUAGUCUCGGAGAUCAGAAAUCUCUAGAAGCAGAAGCACUUGCUGAGGACAUCGAGAAGACCAUGAGCACAGCGCUGAAUGAGCUGCGGGAACUGGAGAGGCAGAACACAGCCAAGCAGGCCCCUGAUGUGGUCCUGGACACGCUGGAGCCCAUGAAGACCCCGCCGAUGGGCGCCGCCAACUCAGAGCCUGCCAGCCCCCUCCACACCAUCCUGAUCCGGGACCCUGAUGCCGCCAUGCGGCGCAGCAGCAGCUCCACCACGGAGAUGAUGACCACCUUCAAGCCGGCCCUGUCAGCCCGGCUGGCUGGGGCUCAGCUGCGGCCCCCGCCGAUGCGGCCGGUGCGGCCGGUGGUGCAGCACCGCUCCAGCAGCAGCAGCAGCUCGGGGGUGGGCAGCCCUGCCGUCACCCCCACUGAGAAGCUCUUCCCCAGCAGCUCGGCGGAUAAAUCAGGCACCAUGUAG